Molecule: messenger RNA, 1368 nt
Organism: Cyanidioschyzon merolae strain 10D
Lineage: Eukaryota; Rhodophyta; Bangiophyceae; Cyanidiales; Cyanidiaceae
Product: ATP-binding subunit of unknown ABC transporter
Exons: 1
Coding region: 1-1368 (455 amino acids)
Molecular function (GO): ATP binding; ATP hydrolysis activity
Source: RefSeq, a predicted model, not a curated record
AUGUGGCAGACUGGGCUGCACUCGUCGACGUCUUUAUAUUGGAGUUGUACGCUUGGAGCAACUGGCACUUCGACAGGAAAGCCAGCCUCGGUCGCGCACCGCUGCUCAGUCUCAGCAGCGGGCUUCCGCGCUGCCCCGAUGCCGUGUAUCCGUCGUGGUGUCUGCACGUCACGCACGCACUCGAGGACUUCAAAUCCCUUGAAGAUGCAACGGAACACUGAUCCGGCGGGCAAUAGCAUAGGAAUCGAACCGACUGUGCGAGUAGAGGACGUAUACAAGUCGUUCCAAGAUAAAAAGAAAAGCCUCUUCUCUUGGCGUUUUGAAGCGUUGACAGUUCCGGCUCUCAGGGGGGUGUCCCUUGACGUUUACGCUGGUGAAGUCUUCGGUUUACUUGGCCCGAACUCUUCGGGCAAGACAACGCUCUUACGUUGCAUGUCGACUUUGUGCAAGCCAGAUCGAGGUGCUGUGUACGUGUUAGGCAAACAUACGGUGCGAGAGUCCUUUGCGGUGCGGCAUUGCAUAGGAGUGGUCUUUCAAGACGCCGGUGUUGAUAAAAUUCUCACUGGGCGUGAGCAUAUGGAACUCUUUGGAAACUUGUACCACAUGCCACCCGCUCAUUUGCGUCGUCGCAUUGAUGAACUUGUCGGCAUGCUAGAACUCGAGCCCUACGUGGAUCGCCUAACGGGCACCUAUUCGGGAGGAAUCAAGAGGCGCCUCGAUCUCGCUCUAGGGCUGCUGCAUGAACCUUCAGUUCUGUUGCUUGAUGAGCCCACGGUCGGCUUAGAUCUUAGCAGCCGGCGAGUUAUCUGGAAUGCUGUUCGAAAAUAUGCUACAGCGGGGAAUACGAUUGUUUUCACGUCUCACUACUUAGAAGAAGUUGAGAUUCUGGCUGACCGAGUCGCUAUUCUGGAUGAGGGGGUCUCGAUCGCGGUCGGUUCGCCGCCAGACCUGAAACGCCAAAUCGGUGGUAGACGGUUCACGAUUCGAGUGGAGGAGUUUUGUCCAGAAAAUAUUGCCCAGGCGGCUCUGGAGGCGCUACGAAGCGAGGGCAUCGUAGAGAGGGCGCAGAUCAAUGCAUUUGAUUACAAUGCGCUCGAGCUAUUUGUUGAGCCGGAGCUGCUGGAUCAGCUAGGUAUUGAUCCUUCGUUGAACGAGGAUGAAGCCUAUUCGGUGUACGCGGAAAGAAUUCGUCAGACACUGAAAGGAAAAGGAUUUGAUCUCUUCGGUAUUACGGAACGAGGUGUGAGUCUGAGCGAUGUCUAUAUGUCGUUUGCUGGGCGCGAUUUUCGCGCUGCAGAUGAAGCCGCGCGAUUGGAUGCAAGCACGAAAAAGCGGAAACCAAAGCGCCGUUCCAGCUUGGAAAGCUAG